CCUCUUUCCUCCCCCACUCCCUCCCUACUGCUACUACCAUUCUUCAUCCCCUUCUCUUUUCAACUGCAUCUGAACACUAAGAACUUAAUUAAUUCAUCAAUCUCCUGUCUUGUAACCUGCGGUACUAAAUCAUCUUGUAUUGCGUUCACCCCUUUUAGUUCGAGCUGCUACCGCCUUGGCCAUCCAGCAGGCCCCGUCGGUAGUCCUCCACCAACACCACCGCCCCCCCUCUUACCUUAGUAACUUGUCCACCUUCUCUUACCUGCCUCUCUCUCACUUUUGGUGCCAAUCCCACCACUUCCCCUCAACCAUUCCCCUUCUUCCAUACUGUGGCGCAUAGUGUUGGAUUAUCUCAGAAAGGGAGGUUUGCUCCUCCUGAGCUAUACCCAUCAUGGCUGACAACGCACGCCACCCCAAUCUCAACCUCACCCCCGAAGAGAAGCGCGUCUUCUACCAGCUCUUCCAGGCUGCUGAUACCACUAACCUGGGCGUCAUCACUGGCGAAGUCGCAGUACCUUUUUUCGAAAAGACCCAAUUGGCUCCGGAAACCCUCGGCUUGAUAUGGCAGAUCGCGGAUAAGGAGAACCGGGGUCUAUUGACUCCCUCCGGCUUUGGUGUUGUUCUGCGCUUGAUCGGUCACGCUCAAGCGGGUCGCGCACCGACAGAGGAGCUGGCUUACCAGCCCGGUCCACUGCCGCAAUUCGACGGCAUUUCCGUCGAUGCCGCGCCCGCUCCGCCUACUCCGCGCGAGGCAGGCACCACCAGCCCAACCCCCGCGGCCGGUGGUCCUAUUCGUGUCCCUCCUUUAAACCCCGAGGACGUUAACAAAUUCCUAUCCUUGUUCGAAAAAUCAGACGUCGCUAGGGCCGGCGUCCUCUCAGGGGAUACGGCCAAACAAAUCUUCGAGCGUGCGCGGUUGCCGAACGAAAUCCUCGGCCGCAUAUGGAACCUGGCAGACGUGAGGCAACAGGGCGCUCUUGAUGCGACAGAAUUCGUCAUCGCCAUGCACCUUCUCACCUCAUACAAAUCAGGUGCAAUGAGGGGAAUCCCACAGACAUUGCCUCCGGGUCUGUAUGACGCAGCUUCGCGAAGAGGCUCGAUCCGCUCAUCGGUUGGCUCACGUCAGGGGUUGGACGUACCCCCUGUUCCUGCCAUCCCAAAACAGUUCACAGGGCCGCAGCGGACUCAAAGCCCGAUCAACCGGCCGUUCAGUUCGCCUCUUGCGGCUCAGUCUACUGGCGGGGAUUGGAUGAUCUCACCCCAAGAGAAAGCCAUGUUUGACAAUAUCUUUGCGACUGUCGACACCGCCAAAGUAGGGUCUGUAAGUGGUGACCAGGCCGUUGCGUUCUUCAUGGGAGCGCAAUUGCCAGAGGAGACACUUGCCCAAAUCUGGGAUCUUGCAGAUAUCGAUGCCGACGGACGGUUAACAAAGGAUGAGUUUGCCGUGGCUAUGUACCUGGUCCGACAACAGCGGACAGGCAAGAAUCCGCUGCCGCAAACCUUGCCCCCAGCUCUGAUUCCUCCCAGCAUGCGCCGUCCUGGAUCUGCCCACGUUGCUCCACCAGUUGCUGCACCCGCACAAGUGCCCGCUCCAGCUCCCGCCCCUGUCCCCAAAUCCGCAGCGGAUGACUUGUUCGGUCUAGACGCCUUCACGGCACCAGCACCGCCUAUUGCUCCUUCCCAGAGACCACAAUCAACGGGUGGUUCGAACGCAGCAUUCCAGACACCCAGCUCUCCUGGAUCUCGAACAUCCCCUCCAACGGCCUCCUCGACGUUCAAGCCGUUUGUGCCCACGUCUACGUUUGGCCAAAGCUUGCAGCCGCAGAUGACUGGUGCCUCCGCCGGCGCACCACCAACGAUCCGGUCACCACCACCCCCUGCUGAUGAUCUGUUGGGCGACAACGACCCGGAGGAGUCCAAGAAGUUGACGCAGGAGACUACAGAGCUGGCCAAUUUGUCUAAUCAGAUUGGAUCAUUGGCCAAUGAAAUGCAGAAUGUUCAGUCGAAGCGAACCUCAGCCGAGCGUGAUCUUUCCCAGACUUCCCAGCAGAAGCGUGACUUCGAGGCUCGCCUCGCUCAGGCUAGGGCAAUGUACGAGCAGGAAGUCAAGAACUUCAAGGCUCUUGAGGAGCGCUUGAAUGCCUCGAGAGCCGAAACAAGCAAACUGCAACAGGAGUAUGCUCUUCUGGAGGGAAGCCGGCAGGAUCUACAGAAUCAAUACAACCAGGUAUCGGCUGCUCUGGCAGCGGAUCAGCAAGAAAAUGCCAACUUGAAGGAGAAGAUCCGGGAAGCAAACGCUGCAGUUGCUCAGCUCAAGCCUGCCCUAGACAAGGCACGUUCGAAUGCGCGUCAGCAGAAAGGUUUGGUAGCAAUCAACAAGAAGCAGCUUGCAACCGUGGAAGGUGAGAGGGAUAAAAUAAAAGAGGAGAUUGAUACCCUCUCGCAGGAACAGUCGCGAGCACCCGAGGAGGGUGUAGCUGCUGCAAGCGAAGCUGCUGCUGUCAUGAGCCCCGCUGAGUCAACGAUGAGCCAGAACACAAAUCCGUUUUUCAAGCGCACGCCCACUGGCUCCAGCGAGAACAAUGCACUGUCACCUCAGAUCUCGAAUGACCAACAGCGUGCAUUCGACAGCCUCUUUGGUACCUCCUUCGUGUCUCCGACUACAGCUGCAACUCCGCCACCGCCCGUGUCAUUCCGGGCUGAGUCGCAGCCGACCUCGGGCAUUCCCACCCCGUCGGUUUCUCUGCCCCCUUCUGUAGGUACUGCUGCAUUUGAACCGCCUGCGCUUUCUCAAUCGAGGCAGCUCACUCCAAAUGUGCUGCCCUUCGGCGAAGAUCACUCAGUGACCUCUUCCACGAGGGUCUCGCCACCUGGUAGUAGGUUCGGUGGUUUUGACACAGCCAGCGAAGCGGCAGGUCCUACCCCAACAGAACCCACGAAAUCAGUGCCUUCGCCAUUUGACGAAAUUGAGGAGCCCAAGGAACGCUUCCCUGAAUUGUCUGACAUCGCUGAUCACACCCCCGCAAGUGCUGAUUCAGCUACGUCUGAUGAGAACGCUGGAGAAAAGAAGGAUCUGAGUUUCGAUGAGCUGUUUGGUGGACCAGCACAUAAGCGCUCUCAGUCUCAGAAGGAGCAUGAUUUUGAAGAGGCCUUCGCUGCCAUGAAGCAUGGUCCUGGAUCAAAUAAGACCAACGGUGCAGCACCCGUUUCCCAGUCGGAGUUCCCUCCGAUUCGCGAGCUCGAUGAUGGAGACGAAAGCUCAGACAGCGAAGCACCGAUGGGCUUCGAGGACGAUUUUGCUCCCGCUUUUCCCCCUCAGAGCCAGAUAGGAGGAGAGCCUAAGCCCGACGCUCUUGAAACCCCCCAGCUGGCGGCUUUCCCUCCACCGGGCGCUGCUACCACUCCGAGUGAGCCACCAGCUGCGGAGGCUCAGCGUAGCCCUCCAAAUUACGAGGAUAGUGUGGGAAAGCAAGAACCAGGAAGUGUCCCCCCUGAGUUUAACGGACUAUUGCCAAGUCGCGAAGACCCAACAACUGCUGCUGAUGCCCCUCACUCAGUAGAGUCAAGCACCGGGGCCCCGAUUAUUGGAGGUGAGCCCCAGCGAGAUACUCGUGAGGAAGCCAAGGCCGCUCCCCAGGAAGCCAAGCCCAACGCUCCUGAUUUUGAGGCUGCGUUCGCAGGACUCAAUUUGGCCCCUGCAAAGGAGGCAGAGGACGACGAGGACGACUUUGAGACCGUGGAGAAUAAGGAUAACAUGGACUUCGAUUUCUCCUUCGACAACCCGACCCAGAAGGCGCCACAAAACGCCGCUACCUCUUCGGAUUUCUUUGAUUUCAACAAGAAUGCCACUGCCUCGUCUCCCGGGUUCGCGGCUACUUCUCCUGACACCAACGCCCAAGCACAAACGCACAAUUGGGAAGAGCUCUUCGCUCCUCUUGAUAAUGCCAACACAUCAGCGGGUGGAGCCAACGGCUCUACAAACGCCAAUGACAAUGCUCAAGCCGGCAAGCCACCAGGAUGGGCUCUUCAGACCGGCACCGAGGAUGACCAGAUUCUUCAACGCUUGACCAACAUGGGAUUUCCCCGCGAAGAAUCUCUCGCCGCUCUCGAAAAGUUUGACUAUAACAUUGACAAGGUACGCUAUUGCUUGCCCCAAACUAGUUUGUUACCAGUGGUACUAACACGAACUCUUUCUCUCACGCAGGCAGUCGACCACUUGACCUCCAAAGCCUAAUAUCCCAUUUACAUCCAGAACCGGAUCCUUCAUAGUGCACAUAGUCCCUUGUCCUUAGCCUU
Molecule: messenger RNA, 4296 nt
Organism: Aspergillus saccharolyticus JOP 1030-1
Lineage: Eukaryota; Fungi; Ascomycota; Eurotiomycetes; Eurotiales; Aspergillaceae
Product: EF hand domain protein
Exons: 5
Coding region: 392-4234 (1280 amino acids)
Biological process (GO): endocytosis; endosomal transport
Cellular component (GO): plasma membrane; cytoplasm
Molecular function (GO): protein binding; calcium ion binding
Source: RefSeq, a predicted model, not a curated record